Molecule: messenger RNA, 894 nt
Organism: Verticillium dahliae VdLs.17
Lineage: Eukaryota; Fungi; Ascomycota; Sordariomycetes; Glomerellales; Plectosphaerellaceae
Exons: 3
Coding region: 1-894 (297 amino acids)
Source: RefSeq, a predicted model, not a curated record
AUGCCCUUCACGACUGCGCAGGUCUGGUCCCCUCCGUACCGAAGCAGCGACCCGGAGUGGGCGCAAUAUACCACGAUCAGCAAAGACAAGCCGCUGCUACGUAGGAUACGAAAUGAGUUGGCUCUCCAAGCGAAAGAUGUAGUCGAGAAGGAACCGAUGCUCAAUCCUCGUUAUCGCAACAUCAUGCGAAUUCGCCAAUACUGGCUCGAUAUCGACUUCCCACCCCGACCACCUCCGACAUUCGAACAAUCUGGUAUUCUUUGGGACGGUAACGGUCUGCAUUGGGCCGCCCGAACGAUCGACUCCUUGAAAGCGACCCGAUUGCACAACAUUUUAUGGCCCACGGCCGCUGCACAGGCGAGCUGGGCAUACGCAUCAGCGAUGGCUAAGCAGCACUGGUUUCAGUUUCAGAGGCUACUCGGGUUCGACGUGCCACCUCCUUCGGGCCCGUUCUCCCAACCACGAACCGCGGCUCUCGAUCACCCGAAGUUCCCUUCCGCAGGACGCCAGACUCCCGACGGCAGGCCCGCCGACGCUCCCUCCGGUUCUGGCAAGGGGUCUGCAGGUAUGCAACCGCCAAGCAACGCUCCGAGUGGCGGCAAGACUAGGUUUUCCAAGGAUGAUGAUCCUUCGCUUGCUAGUAAUGUUCCGCAAAUGUCCACAGUACCGUUCGCGGAGUUCCUCAUCAAACUUGACAGGACGUGGGGACGGGCGAGGCCUUACCCGCCCCGUGGCUCGAUCCAGGUAUCAGGCAUUGUGGAGCUCGAAACUCAGACCAGCUACAUCCUCCUCGACGUCUUGGGCUUCUGGGAUCCGAAGAAGCGGGCUCUCGAUAGCAAAUCUUCGCUCUUCUCACUUCGCAGGAUUAAGAUGAAGGUUCAGGCUGCGGCAUGA